This is a messenger RNA of Oikopleura dioica, 585 nucleotides long. The record is from the annotation of a GenBank genome assembly. NCBI's taxonomy places the organism in Eukaryota, Metazoa, Chordata, Appendicularia, Copelata, Oikopleuridae.
AUGGGCGAUAUCAUUUCGACGAUUUCGUCAGCGAUCACGUGGCCGAGUCUAGCACAAGUUUUAUUUUUCGCCGAAGGAUAUCAGUUCUUUGCGCAUGGACUUCUUCUCACUGGAGCGAAAUGCAUGCCGCUCGAUUUCGUCGAGAAAAUUGGACUAGGCUUUAUUCUCCACGAUGUGGUAACCACAGCUUUUGCGUAUAACUACACUCGUAAAUUUCCAAUCAUCGUGGGGCUUCAUAUGCUCGAGCAUCUUUACUUUUUGAUUCGCUGGAAUGUCGGCAAAUUUUCGAGGAAAUUUCAAUACUGGGUCUCCUACGAUUGGUUUCAAAACAACGGCUCAAGCGCGAUUGAAAUCUGGCUCGGAGUUUUCUACGACAUGUCGACUCAUAUUUUCAUGAUGUAUGCUCUCAAAGACGAAGUCGGCAAAAACGACUUGAUUGUCACUACAGCUGCCUGUGCGUUGAUGUAUCUUCUUAUUCCGCCAACAGAGGUUCUUCCUUUGGUCUCGCCCUCAUCUGCUCCGGAAUGGGUCAAGAAACGAGCAUUUCAAAAAGAGGAAAUUUACACCAACAAGAAACACCAAUAA